This is a messenger RNA of Entrophospora sp. SA101, 1410 nucleotides long. The record is from the annotation of a GenBank genome assembly. NCBI's taxonomy places the organism in Eukaryota, Fungi, Glomeromycota, Glomeromycetes, Entrophosporales, Entrophosporaceae.
AUGAAGUUAAUCCAGUCUUUACUGGUGUAUGACGUGCAACAAGAAUCUUGGAAGAAGUUUCCACCAUUCUUUGCAUUUCCUACCUUUGACAUAUAUGCACCCACACUUGAUGAACUUAUACAUAAAAUACAGGAGGUUUCUGCUGAUAAGGUAGUAAAGUUGUUUGAUUUUGCUAAUAUCAUAGUAUAUGGACGUCCAUUAUGGAAGGCAUUAUUUGAUGCAGGUAUUCCAGGAAGGGAAAUAGAAAGGUUUGCACAAGAUAAACUUUUUACAGGAAAUUACCAUGCAUAUUCAUAUCACAAACUUUCAUUUGAAGAGGUUCUAUCACUUGUAGCAUUCAAAAUUUCAAUCAAUCUACAUACAAUUGAUCAACAUACUGCAACAAACAUGGUUGCCAAGAAUAUGGGUAUUUGUGUACAUGUGAGUGAUGAUCAAUCCAGACUUGGAGUAAUGUGCCUCUCUGAACCAAUCUUAGCAAAUGCAGUAACAGAAAUUCUUUUAAAAGAUUCAUUUCUAGAAAACACACUUGAUAUAUUGGAUAAUGCAAUGAAAAAGGGAAUGUUUGAUGGGAGUGUGUGUGGUGAACUUGUUGCACGAUUUUUACUGACAUUGGCAAAGGAUGUGUUCUUGAAUUCUGAUAUGGAAGCUGCAAAGAUUACUACUACAAGCCCUUAUUGUUGUCCAGUAACAGUUCAUGACUAUUUUAUUUCAAUGAUAGGGGAAACAAAUUGGAAUAGGAUAUUUGGUAAAGAAUCAACAAAGCCUAUGCCACCUGAGAUUGCUAAUGGAUGGAUUUCAAUGACUCAUUUCAUGUCAGUUGAGUCUGAAUUUAAAACACCAAAUGAAUUGUUGAAAUUUUGGUAUCGUUGUGCAGCAAUCAUUCCAAGAUGUAUUCAACCAAAUGUUGACUUGGUGAUCCCAAUUUUACCAACAUCAUUCUGGAAAAAUGGCAAGAUGUCAUAUAUUUUAAUACAGGUAAAAAAUUAUCAAAGUGAUACUAGGGACAAAUUUUGGCCUGCUUCAGCCACAAGUAAGCUUAAAGAUUGGCUAUUUUUCAAAAAUCACAAUGAAAGCAGUCUCUUGAACUAUCCUCCUUAUAUAACAUUGUUUAUGGAUCUUGGUAAGCCAAAUGCAAACAUUUUCCAACCUUGUUAUGGCAAAUCCACUUGUUCACAAAGCAAUACUGUGCCACACCGCCAAUAUUAUGCUGUAAUUGAUGGGCUUGAUGUGAAAGUUUAUCCCUUCUUACAUAUACUAGGUAACAAGGUAAUUGACUCCCUGCAAAGUUUACGAAAAUCUCACAUGCCAUUAUUGGAACAAAUUGAUAUAACAUUACAUCCUGCAAAGGAAUAUAAUAUAGCUUAUGUGAAGAGACUUUUAAUCUCAACAGGAAUUUUAUUGAAUGAAUAA